AUGGAUCUGGAGAGUGCUAUUGGGGGCCACCCAAUCAAGAAAGAUUCAUGGAGAGCUGUUUUAACGUUAGCUUAUCAGAGCUUGGGGGUUGUUUAUGGAGAUUUGAGCACUUCCCCUUUGUAUGUUUACAAAAGUACUUUUGCUGAGGAUAUUAAACACUCUGAAACCAACGAAGAGAUUUAUGGAGUUCUUUCUUUUGUCUUCUGGACUCUCACGCUCAUUCCUUUGAUUAAGUAUGUAUUUAUUGUGCUUCGAGCUGAUGAUAAUGGCGAAGGAGGAACUUUCGCUUUAUACUCAUUGCUCUGUCGCCAUGCUCGAGUUAGCUCCUUGCCCAAUUGCCAACUUGCAGACGAGGACCUUUCGGAAUAUACAAAAGAUGGGGUGGAUUUAACCAACAAGAAGACCUGUGGGUCGAGAUUGAAAUCGACAUUAGAGAAGCACAGAGUGCUCCAGAGGGUUUUGCUUGUUCUAGCUUUGAUUGGGGCUUGCAUGGUGAUUGGAGAUGGAGUUCUUACACCUUCAAUUUCUGUUUUCUCUGCUGUUUCUGGGUUGGAACUUUCCAUGGCUAAACCACACCAUCGCUAUGUUGAAGUCCCAGUUGCUUGUGCCAUAUUGGUUAUCCUGUUUGCAAUUCAACAUUAUGGAACCCAUCGAGUCGGGUUUCUAUUUGCACCAGUUGUAAUUACAUGGCUUCUGUGUAUCAGUGCCAUAGGGCUGUACAAUAUCUUCUACUGGAAUCCUCAUGUUUACCGAGCACUCUCCCCUUAUUAUAUGUACAAAUUUCUGAAGAAGACCCAAAGGGGAGGUUGGAUGUCCCUCGGCGGGAUCCUGCUAUGUAUGACAGGUUCAGAAGCAAUGUUUGCUGAUCUUGGGCACUUCUCGCAGCUAUCCAUCAAGAUUGCUUUCUCUUUUGUGGUUUAUCCAUCUUUGGUCCUGGCGUACAUGGGACAAGCUGCUUAUCUCUCUCAACAUCACGGGGACAGUAACUACCAAGUUGGAUUUUACGUGUCUGUUCCUGAGAAGUUAAGAUUGCCUGUUCUUGUGAUCGCCAUUUUAGCCGCAGUGGUAGGAAGUCAAGCUGUCAUUACUGGCACUUUUUCGAUAAUAAAACAGUGCUCCGCAUUGGGUUGCUUCCCGAGGGUCAAAAUUGUUCAUACCUCCUCGAAAAUCCAUGGUCAGAUUUAUAUACCAGAGAUCAAUUGGACGUUGAUGCUCUUAUGCUUGGCUAUUACCAUUGGCUUUCGAGACACAAAACGCAUGGGCAAUGCAUCAGGCUUAGCAGUGAUAACUGUUAUGCUGGUGACAACCUGCUUAAUGUCUGUAGUCAUCAUCUUGUGCUGGCAUAAAAGCUUUGUCUAUGCCAUUGCCUUCAUACUCAUUUUCGGGUCCAUCGAAUCACUCUACUUUUCAGCAUCUCUCAUCAAGUUUCGAGAAGGGGCCUGGGUUCCGAUCGCCCUCUCACUCAUCUUCCUAAUAGUCAUGUAUGUAUGGCAUUACGGAACACGCAAAAAAUACGAGUUUGAUGUUCAAAAUAAAGUCUCAAUCAACUGGCUCCUAGGCCUAGGCCCCAGUUUAGGCAUUGUCAGAGUACGUGGAAUUGGCCUCAUAUAUACCGAACUCGUCGCAGGAAUCCCCGCUAUCUUCUCCCACUUCGUAACAAACCUCCCCGCCUUCCACCAAGUCCUAGUCUUCCUCUGCAUCAAAUCUGUCCCAGUCCCACAUGUAAGACCUGGAGAAAGGUUCCUAGUAGGCAGAGUUGGGCCAAAAGAGUACCGCCUCUACCGAUGCAUAGCACGAUAUGGCUACCGUGACAUCCACAAGGACGACAUGGAGUUCGAGAAGGACUUGGUAUGCAGCAUUGCAGAGUUCAUCCGUUCCGAGAAAGCAGAAACCAGCGUAAAGCUAGAAGAUGCAGAAGAAAGUGAGAGAAUGACAGUAGUAGGAACAUCUUCAACAAAUGUAGAUGGAGUAAGAAUGUGUGAAGAUGAAGGAGAAACAGCAGAAACAUCAGAGGUAAGAGAGAUAAAAUCACCAAAAAAACUGAGGAAAAGAGUGAGAUUUCUUGUACCAGAGAGCCCACAAAUGGAAACGGAAGCAAGGAGAGAGCUUCAAGAGCUAAUGGAAGCUAGAGAAGCAGGAAUGGCUUUCAUAAUGGGACAUUCAUAUGUGAAAGCAAAGAGGGGAUCAGGUUGGGUGAAGAAAGUGGUGAUAAAUUAUGGGUAUGAUUUUUUGAGAAGAAACUCAAGAGGGCCAAGUUAUGCUUGGAGUGUGCCUCAUGCAUCUACUUUAGAGGUGGGAAUGGUCUACCAAGUUUGAUUUUUGUUUUACUUUUAACUUUGUGCAUUCUCUGGUCUCCCAUUGUAUAUAAUAAAAGCAUUUUUGUCCAACCUUUCAUCUUUCUUCUUUAGGUUAUUUUGGAUCUACUUCUUGUAAUUCUAUAACUAAAGCUUAAAACUUGCCCCCCCAAUAAAUGGAAAUAAAAUGGGCUCCUUUUUUCUUAUGA
Messenger RNA from Cucumis sativus (cucumber), 2503 nucleotides. Its product is annotated as potassium transporter 8. Gene Ontology annotation, biological process: potassium ion transmembrane transport. Gene Ontology annotation, molecular function: potassium ion transmembrane transporter activity. The record is from RefSeq and is a predicted model, not a curated record. NCBI's taxonomy places the organism in Eukaryota, Viridiplantae, Streptophyta, Magnoliopsida, Cucurbitales, Cucurbitaceae. The transcript has 8 exons. The coding region runs from base 1 to 2316 and encodes 771 amino acids. Gene Ontology annotation, cellular component: membrane.